AAUUUGAGUGAAACUUAAUAUCAGACCGGAACCGGAAACAGGGUUCGUUUCCGGGUUCGACUUCGAAUGGAGCAGUGACUGGAGCAGAGCCGAAUACAAACAGGGAUGGAGGUGACGGCGAAGGAGCGGCGGCAGGUGGAGGAGCAGGUGGAGCAGCUGCUGAGCGGCCAGGGGUCAGAGGUCACUCUGUGUGACCUGGGUCUGGAGCUGAGCAAGCCGGCGACUCUGAGGAAGAACGUCACCUACAUCGUCUGCGGCGUCAUUUUCAACGAGCAGGAGGAGGUGCUGAUGGUGCAGGAGGCGAAGCCGGACUGCUACAAGCAGUGGUACCUCCCAGCGGGGCGGGUGGAGGUGGGGGAGAGCCUGGAGGAGGCGCUGCGGAGGGAGGUGAAGGAGGAGGCGGGCUUUGACUGCCAGCCAAUCACGUUGCUGCUGAUCCAGGAACAGGGACCGCAGUGGAUCCGCUUCAUCUUCCUGGCCCGCAUCACAGGAGGAAGCAUGAAGACGUUGACGGCGGCGGACCAGGAGUCUCUGCAGGCGUCCUGGUGGGACAGACAGUCCAGCCUGUCGCUCAGGGGGCGGGACAUCCUGCGCCUCAUCGACUACGGACUCAGGUACCACCGCAGCCCCUGGCACGGCGCCUCGCUGCCUCUGGACCUGAGCUGCCGCCACAUCGUCCAGCGGACGCUGCUGCUGUUCGUCGGCGCCGAGAAGCGGGUCUGGAUCCUGCUGGUCCAAGCCCCGACCCCCCACCUGCCCACGGCGGCGGCCCUGAAGACCCACGCCGUGACGUGGGCGGCCAACAUGGCGGUGCAGGAGGCGCUGCCGGCGUCGUACUACGACCACGACGUCGCCACUUCUGCUGAGUCAGCGUAA
Messenger RNA from Poecilia reticulata (guppy), 876 nucleotides. RefSeq names its product nudix (nucleoside diphosphate linked moiety X)-type motif 18 (gene nudt18). Gene Ontology annotation, molecular function: 8-oxo-GDP phosphatase activity; 8-oxo-dGDP phosphatase activity. NCBI's taxonomy places the organism in Eukaryota, Metazoa, Chordata, Actinopteri, Cyprinodontiformes, Poeciliidae. The record is from RefSeq and is a predicted model, not a curated record.